This is a messenger RNA of Penicillium atrosanguineum, 1629 nucleotides long. RefSeq names its product putative AIF-like mitochondrial oxidoreductase (Nfrl) (gene nfr1). The record is from RefSeq and is a predicted model, not a curated record. NCBI's taxonomy places the organism in Eukaryota, Fungi, Ascomycota, Eurotiomycetes, Eurotiales, Aspergillaceae. Bases 1 to 1629 code for a protein of 542 amino acids. Gene Ontology annotation, cellular component: cytoplasm. The transcript is spliced from 3 exons. Gene Ontology annotation, molecular function: 2 iron, 2 sulfur cluster binding; oxidoreductase activity, acting on NAD(P)H; flavin adenine dinucleotide binding.
AUGUCCCAAGAAUUCAAACUCAAAGAUAUCACCUCCCUUUCCUCCCUCUCCCCAAACGACAAGAUAGAGGUCGAGGUCGAGGGCGUCCAAGAUGGAAAAGUCCUACUUGUAAACUACGAUGGAAAAGUCCACGCUCUUACCCCAAACUGCUCGCACUACGGUGCUCCGCUUAAGAAUGGUGUUGUUGGGGCCGAGGGUCGCCUGACUUGUCCCUGGCACGGUGCAUGCUUCAACAUCUCAACCGGCGACGUCGAAGAUGCUCCAGCCCUCAACGCUCUGACCAAAUUCGAGCUCCAGGAAAAGAACGGCGCUGUCUAUAUCCUCGGUUCAGAGGAAAGUAUUAAAUCCGGACACCGGAACCCCGUCGGAAAGUGUUCUGCUUCCAGUGAGGAGAAGGUCGUCGUUGUUGGAGGCGGCUCCGGCACAAUCUCAACCCUCCAAGUCCUCCGCUCCCAAAAAUACCCAGGCACCAUCACAAGCAUCUCCAAAGAACCAAUCCCAAUCGACCGAACAAAGCUCUCCAAAGCUUUGAUUCCCGAUGAGUCGAAGAUAGCCCUCCGUCCAGAACAAUGGUUUGCCGACGCUGGAAUCACGACGCUAGUCGACGAAGUCACAUCGGUCAAUCUGGAGUCGAAAUCCGUAUCUACGAAAUCCGGGAAGAAUAUCCCGUAUACGAAACUCGUGCUGGCGACGGGUGGAAUCCCGCGCAGACUUCCGCUUCCUGGAUUCGACUUGGGGAAUGUUUUUACCUUGCGCAGUGUUGUUAACGUGCAAGACAUUCUUUCUGCUCUUGAAAAGAAGCAGAAGCCCAAGGUUGUUGUUAUUGGUAGUUCGUUUAUUGGAAUGGAAGUCGGGCUUGCGCUGAAAGGAAAGGAGUAUGAUGUGACUAUCGUCGGGAUGGAGGAUGUUCCCAUGGAACGGGUGAUGGGUGCGAAAGUUGGGAGGAUCUUACAGGGGAAUCUGGAGAAGAGUGGCGUUGUGUUCAAACUUGGAGCCUCUGUGGAUAAGGCUACGGCGAGUGAAGGUGGGAAAGACGUUGGUGCAGUUCAUCUUAAAGAUGGAACGGUACUGCCGGCGGAUGUGGUGGUUCUGGGUGUCGGAGUGAGACCUGCUACUGAUUAUUUGAAAGAUAGUGGAUUCACGCUGGAGAAGGAUGGGUCUUUGGCGACGGAUGAGCAUUUCCUUGUUCAAGGGCAUGAUGAUGUGUUUGCGAUUGGAGAUAUUGCAACAUAUCCUUACGCUGGGCCUGGAGGGGAGGGGAAGCCGGUGCGGAUUGAACAUUGGAAUGUAGCUCAGAACAUGGGACGCCGUGUUGGGAAGGCGAUUGCUCAAGCGCAACGGGGUGACGUGAAGAGUGUGCGCGUCAAGCAAUUUAUUCCAGUGUUCUGGAGUGCUCUUGGAGGGCAGAUGAGGUAUUGUGGAAACACAGUGAAUGGGUUUGAUGAUGUUGUGCUCAAUCAGCCUGAGGGUGGGAAGUUUACGGCGUUCUAUACAAAAGGGGAUACCGUUAUUGCGGUUGCUACGAUGGGCAUGGAUCCGGUUAUGGUGAAGUGUGCGGAGUUGAUGAGGCAGGGAAAGAUGGUCGGGAAGAAGGAUGUACAGGGCGGUGUUGAUGUUUUGAAGAUCUAA